Messenger RNA from Lathyrus oleraceus (garden pea), 4620 nucleotides. RefSeq lists its product as uncharacterized. The coding region runs from base 1 to 4620 and encodes 1539 amino acids. The transcript is spliced from 13 exons. NCBI's taxonomy places the organism in Eukaryota, Viridiplantae, Streptophyta, Magnoliopsida, Fabales, Fabaceae. The record is from RefSeq and is a predicted model, not a curated record. Gene Ontology annotation, molecular function: DNA helicase activity. Gene Ontology annotation, biological process: telomere maintenance; DNA repair.
AUGACUUUUUCAAGAUCACACUUUCAAGGAACUCAUGACAGUGAAGCCGGUCCAAGUAGAAUUACACAUGUUAAUGAUGUUGCACCUGAUCGUAAUUGUACAUCCCCUAAUCAACAAAACAUCACGAGUCAAUCCGAUACAGAUGAUAUGGAUGUUGACGAAGCUUUAGAGGAUGCAGUAAUAUCAUAUGUUAACAUGGAUGCCAGAGAAAAUGGUGCAUUAUCACGUCGUCCUCAAGAAUCAGGACAUGCUUUUCGAGCAAAGCACAAUAUUGCUCGAAAUUUCAAAAAUAAUAUGAUGAUGGCAAAAGCCCGGUUGCCUCAUCCAUUUACCUGUAGACACUGCAAUGCAAGAUUGUUUCAUCAUGAAUCACGUGAUACGUGUUGUAAUGGUGGAAAUGUAUCAUUCUCACGAGUUGAUGCUCCUAUAGUAUUGCAACAAUUAUUUUUGGAUAGUUCAGCUGAAGGAAAACAUUUUAGGCAACAUAUUCGAAGUUAUAACCAUGUGGUUUCAUUCACUUCAAUUGGUGUUCAUGUUGAUGAGAAUAUUCUUGCAUCUGGUCGUGGUAUAUACACAUUUCGUGCUCAAGGUGCUUUUUACCAUAACAUAGGAGGUUUCUAUCCAAAUGAGGGUGUCAGACCGCGUUUCUUACAACUAUACAUCUACGACACCGAUAACGAGCUACAUAAUAGAAUGCAGGAAAAUCCACGGCUGCACCAAAAUAUAGUUCACAAAUUACAGAAAAUGCUCCAUCAGUUUAAUCCUUUUGUAAUUAGGUUCAAGCAACUUUCAAUACUUCCAAAUAUCAGUGAAUGUAGCCUCAUACUUAAAGAGCGUCCACGUAAUCACCAUCAAUACAAUCUUCCAACUGCUGAACAAGUUGCGGCAAUUAUUGUUGGAUGUGAUGCAGAUUCGAUGGAUUAUGGAAGGGAUAUUAAUGUCAUUCGUUGUGAUGGAAAUCUCAAGAAAGUUCAAGAGACAAGGGGAUAUUAUGAUCCUUUGCAAUACCCUGUUCGCCCAAAUGAUCAAUCAAUGUUGUUAAAUGCGGGUCGACUGUUGCAACAAUAUGUUGUAGACAAUUAUGUCAAAAUUGAAUCAGGAAGAUUAAGGUGGAAUAAAGAGCACCAAAGUGAUAUACGUUCUGAAUUGUACCAAGGUUUACAUGAUGCUUUGCAUGUUGGUGAAACUAAUGCAGAGAACAUUGGAAAAAGAACAAUAUUGCCAUCAUCAUUUAUUGGCAGUCGUCGAGACAUGACACAACGUUAUGAAGAUGACAUGGCUAUUGUUCUUAAUGGCGGUAAACCAGAUAUUUUUCUAACAAUGACAUGCAAUCCUUCUUGGAGUGAGAUAACAUCAGAACUUUUGCCUUUUCAAACACCACAAGAUCGUCCAGAUUUGCUAACAAGAAUAUUUCGUUCGAAAUUUGAGAAAUUGAAGGAUGAUGUUAUUAAUAAAGGAGUCUUGGGUAAAGUUAAAAGCUACAUGUAUGUCACUGAAUUUCAAAAGCGAGGACUGCCGCAUGUGCAUAUGUUAUUGGUCUUAGAAAGUAACGAUAAGUUGCGUGACCCAAAAGAUUAUGAUAGUAUGGUAAGAGCAGAAAUACCUAAAUUAGAAUGUGAACCACAGUUGCAUGAAGCUGUUGUAAGACAUAUGAUCCACGGACCUUGCGGCAUAAUCAACCGAAAGUCUCCAUGUAUGAAAGACGGACAUUGUAAAAAAAGGUAUCCCAAACAGUUCUUGGAUGAAACACGUCAAGGCACUGACUCAUAUCCCGAGUAUAGGAGAAGGUUUGAUGAGUCUGUAUCGUUAGGUAGAGAUAAGUCUGUCGAUAAUAGAUGGGUGGUUCCUUAUAACCCUUGGUUACUGUUAAAGUAUGACUGUCACAUCAAUGUAGAGAUUUGCAGUAGCAUUAAAAGUAUCAAGUAUCUAUACAAAUAUGUGUACAAGGGCCCUGAUCGUGUGGCUAUGGAGGUUCAUAAAGGAUCAUACAUGGAUGAAGUUCAGCAAUAUGUUGAUGCAAGAUGGAUUUGUGCUCCCGAGGCAUUAUGGAAAAUAUUUCGAUUCACUCUUUACCGAUUAUAUCCUUCGGUUGAAAGAUUGCAGAUCCACUUGCCGAACCGCCAUCAAGUGCGCUUUUAUGAUCAUCAACAAAUUGCAGAUGUGUUAAAUAAUGAAUGCAACUCCAAAACAAUGCUCACACAAUUCUUUGCAUUGAAUCUACGAGAUCCACAAGCAAGAAAGUAUUUGUAUAGAGAGAUUCCAGAGCAUUAUUGUUGGAACAAGCGGGAUAUGGAAUGGCAUCGUAGGCGAUCAACAAGAAAAGUUAUCGGGAGAAUCUAUACGGUAUCACCUUCGGAGGGAGAUAAGUUUUACUUGCGACUGUUGUUAUCGCAUGUCAUAGGUCCAACCAGUUGGGAAUAUCUUCUUACAAAUAAUGGCAUGACUUUCAGUACAUUCAAAAAAUCAGCCGAGGAUAGGGGAUUUCUAGAGACUGAUCAUAGUAUUCGUGAUUGUUUGGUUGAGGCUACGAGUCUCCGAAUGCCAUAUGCUUUACGAAGGUUAUUCGUGACGAUUUUAAUAUUUUGUGAACCUACUGAUGUUAGAGGCCUUUGGAAUGAGUUUUUUACACAUAUGGUAGAGGAUUAUCAAACAGCUAACAAUGUUGUGGAGUCAAACUUAACUAAUAUGUUGUUGAAGAACUUGAAUGAACUCUUAAACCUGCACGGUAAAAAGAUUGAUGAUUAUGAUCUCCCAUCUUUACCCCCUAAUACAAUAGACAGAGGUGCAGUUCCAAGUAUCAUACAAGAGGAGUUAGCGAUCGAUAUCCCCAAUGAAGAUAUUGAAUCUAUUGCUAAGUUAAAUAAUGAUCAAAUGAUUGCAUUCAACACCAUUAUGAAUGUAAUUGUUCAAAAACACAGUGGGGUAUUUUUUGUUGAUGGUCCAGGAGGAACAGGUAAAACAUUCCUUUAUAGAACAUUAAUGGCAAGUUUAAGAAGUAAAGGAGAAAUUGUCUUAGCAACUGCAUCAUCUGGUAUAGCUGCAACAUUGUUACCCGGUGGUAGGACUGCACACUCUCGAUUUAAGAUACCUAUUGAUAUUCAACCGAGUUCCAUUUGUGGUAUUGAAAAGCAAAAGGAUCUUGCAAAUCUCAUUAGAGUUGCUGCCGCAAUAAUUUGGGAUGAAGCACCAAUGACAAACAAAAAUUGUUUGGAAGCCUUAGAUCGAUCAUUACAAGACAUUUGUAGCAACAGUGCUCCAUUUGGUGGAAAAGUUCUGAUCAUGGGGGGGGAUUUUCGUCAAGUUCUUCCAGUUGUAAGAAAAGGUACUAAGGCACAAAUGAUUUCAGCGUCUAUUGUUCAGUCUCAUUUAUGGAUUCAUACCAAGAUUUUGCAUUUGCGUCAAAAUAUGCGAUCAUUGCAUGAUCAAGAGUUUGUAGAAUUUCUUAUUCGCAUUGGUGAUGGUGUCGAACCUACCAAACCAGAUGACAUGGUGAGGUUACCUUUACAUAUUGCAAUCCCAUGGGAAGGUGAACAUUCCAUACAAGUACUUAUCCAACAUAUUUUUCCUGAUCUAGAAUUGCAUGGUUGGGAUGCCCCAUAUAUGGUACAAAGAGCUAUUUUGACACCAACAAAUGAUGAUGUCCAGAAAUUGAAUGAUAUGAUUAUCGAUCAGUUUCCAGGAGAAGAACAUAAUUUGUUAUCGUUUGACGAGGUUGAAGGAGAUAAUCAUAAUUUAUACCAGCAAGAAUUCUUAAACUCAAUUGCACAAGGUAGUUUGCCACCUCAUAUUCUAAAGAUAAAAAAGGGUGCACCAUUGAUGUUGUUACGAAAUCUAGAUCCUAGAUAUGGAUUGUGUAAUGGGACCCGGUUAUUAUGUCGUGGUUUAUUUAUGAAUAUGUUGGAUGUGGAAAUCCUGACAGGAAGCAACGCAGGAAAACGUGCUUUUUUUAGAAAGCAGUUUCUUGUGCGACUAAGUUUUGCAAUUACAAUAAAUAAAUCACAAGGACAAACCAUUCCAAAUGUUGGAAUAUAUCUUCCACGACAUGUUUUUAGUCAUGGACAGUUAUAUGUGGCUUUAUCCAGGGGUGUUUCACAGACUACAACAAGAGUUUUAACCAGGGAAGGAAAAUUGAAAGGAGAAGAUGCCAAACUAGAACACGAUGAAAUCUUCCAAUUAUGUAGGGAGUUGAGACGAAAGAAUGUUGAAACUUGCUUCGACAUGAAAAUAACAGACUUUGAAGAUAAAUGGAACACGUGGAAGGAUGAACAAAGUAUUUCAUCCAUCGGCAAACUCGACAAUAAGGUCAAACGUUUGAAAAUUUACUCCAUCGGUUGGAGCUCCACGGUAAUAACAGAUAAAACACAACUUUGGAAAAUGGUGAAAAGAGAAAUAAUAUCUCAAAGGAUGGAAAGAAAUCCAGGUAAUUCAGAAACAAGUCAUAAUUGUUGUUCUACGAAAUCUAGACUAAAACAAAGUAUCUCCAUUCUCCAGUUUUUUAAAUCUCAAGAGCGCAUUGAUAAAGGGAUGUACGAAGAAUUGAUUCGAAUCUUUAUAAGGAAAAAAGAAAAUACUUCGAAUAGAGAUUUCAUGUUCGGCAUUCCUCUUAAAGAACGUCAUUGA